Boleophthalmus pectinirostris (great blue-spotted mudskipper) is the source of this 2909-nucleotide messenger RNA. RefSeq names its product E3 ubiquitin-protein ligase RNF183. Gene Ontology annotation, biological process: protein ubiquitination. The record is from RefSeq and is a predicted model, not a curated record. The transcript has 3 exons. NCBI's taxonomy places the organism in Eukaryota, Metazoa, Chordata, Actinopteri, Gobiiformes, Gobiidae. The coding region runs from base 260 to 1105 and encodes 281 amino acids. Gene Ontology annotation, molecular function: ubiquitin protein ligase activity.
AGCGUCCUCGUGCUUAUUCAAAUCACCCGCGCGCGCUCCGUGCCCUCUGUCCGGCGAGUCUCAGCCGUGUCCAGUCUGCGCCCUGACCGCGUCUUUACGCACGGACCGAACGAGCAGAGCGCACGGGAAUGGAGCAGCCAGACCCGAGAAGGAGCAGUUAACGCGGACACAGAGAGGACAUGUGCCCGGUCUCGCUCUGGUUCCAUCCUUAGACUCGACACCGCGGUUACGUCCUGAUCUGUCCUCUGGAUGCGUCACCAUGAACCUCCCCAGCGACGUCGCGUUCACUCACUACGACCCUACUUCCUCCUCUGCCAAUGAUGUCACUUCCCCUCUGUCUGCCUCCGCUCCUCCCCUUCACCCUGACCCUCCCCCGACCGACAAACCAGAGGAGCUUCCCCACAGCCACCUCCUACAAACGAACCAAACGGAACUUUUCAAUCCUUACACCGACCCCACGUCACCUGCGACCGUCGUUGGUCAACCCGCCCACCCCGCGCUCGUCCAGUCAGAGAGUUUGAGCGUUCCGGAAACCGGCUCGAGCCCUCCCCGCCUGUCCAUCGUGUCGUCACUGAGCCCAGAUCUGGAAUGCUCCAUCUGCUUCAGUCAGUUCAACAACGCCUUCCGCUGCCCCAAGAUGCUCCACUGUGGUCACACGUUCUGCCUGGAGUGUUUGGCGCGGAUGAACGUGAAAUCCCCGGAGCCGAGCGCGCUGCUGUGCCCGCUGUGCCGCGCCUCCACGCCGCUGCCCGCCCUAGGACUGCCCAAACUCAACACCGACGCCAGCGUGCUCUCCUGCCUGCCCAGCUCCAUGCACAGAGUCUACAGCGUGCGCUUCGUGAGGAACAAGGGCCGGCUCCAGCUCAAGAGGCCCGACGGCAUACUGACCCAAAGCAUGCGGCGCUCUGUGGACGUGGGCCUGCCCAGUCCGGUGCCCAGGGACUCGGUGCGCGGGACCAGAGGCGGCAUGGGUGGAGCUCUGUUCAGACUGACAGGUCGUCCAGCCUGUCGGGCCUUCCUCCUCACGGCCGUCAUCUCCAUGAUCGUCCUCCUCACCGCCAUCAUCGUCUACCUGCUCACCUACUUCAAAACCCAAACGCCGUGACGUCUCUCCCUGUCCUGCCCGAAACGCAAAAACACCCGGAAUGCAGCAGGAACAUUUGGAAAAGAGACAUGGACCAGCACGUCCCCUCUGCAGAAGACUGAGAUGACGUGAGGAUAAUAAAGGACAAAAUAAGAAAAGUAUGAAAUAAUUUGUCUUUGGAUUUAUUGUCAGGUCAGGAUGUUUUUAUUUUAAAGGUUCUGCAUUACACUCUUCUCUGAUUUGGUUGUUUUCUCAUCACAAACAGACCUGGAGUUGUUUUGUUUCAUUCACACUGCAGAUUUAGGCUUCUGUUCUGCUGUAUUUUUAAACUCCAUGCGUCUUCACUAGAAUCAUUUAGAUGAUUUCAGUUCUGGAAUUGACCUUUUUCACAACGUCCGGAAUUGCUGCGAUGUAGGGUAAACGUCACUUCCUGUUAAUGGUUGUCUGUCUGAAUGUGUGUCGUUUUCUCCAGCAGCUUCAUAAAUCUGCCCCAUCACCAAAUCUUCAACCAACAAGGUCCACAAAGGAUAAACAUUCUUCCAAGAAUAAUUUAUCCACGAUUGUCAAGGUAAGAAAGACGAAAACUUAAAGGCAAACAACGACAACUCAUUAGUGACACACUGAGCAAAAUUAACGUUAUGGUCAUGAAUAAAACAAGGAACUUACGACCUACAUGGAGAGAUUGUGUCUGUCUAUGCUGAUCUACAUCAUGAAAUCCAUUUUAUUUUAAUUCUACAAUCAGUUUGAGUUCACAAGUUACUUAUUAAUGAAUUACUUAUUACUUCUGUUUGAUUCGUGACCAUAACGUUUUUGCUCAGCUCACUGAUGCUCGUCAUUGUUCGCCUUUACGUUUUCGUCUUUCUUACAUUGAUAGUUGUGGAUAAAUUCUUCAUGGACAAAACGUUUAUCUUUUGUCGACCUUGUUGGUUGCAGAUUUAUGAAGCUGGUGGGAAAUACGCCAGACAUUUCCAGAUAUUUUGCCACAGAAAACCAUAAACCAGAAGUGACGUUAAACCAACAUCACGACACUUAAUCUCUACUCAACAAAAUCAAAAAGGAUAGCUGUUAACUUGACAUGACGAGGUGAAACUGAGCAUUUGGAGCUUUAAGACGUAAACCGACUAAUAAUAAAGGUCGAACAUGUAUAAAUGAAAACAAUGAAACAAAACAGUAGGUUUUUGAAGAUGCAACAACAUUCUAACGUCUCAUUUAAAUCUCACAAGAAUCCAUUUUGUGUAAUAUAGGACCUAAAAGACAAGUCAACUGUAUUGGAUCGUGUCAAACAUUCGAUAUUAUUCAUUCAAAUUUGCUCGAUCAUAUGACGCAGAUCCGGUAGUCGCACUUGAUUUUUGACACCCCGUAACCGAUACACACUUCUAAAUUUGAACCUUGAAUGUCAAAUCUUAUCUGCGAUCACAGUACUUUUUGCUCCACCAGAUCUGCGUCAUCGUCACUGCCACUUCCUGUAACAAAGAUGGCGCACGGGGGGAGCCUCUUUUACAAACUCGACUGUGGUCCUUUUGUUGAGGCGCCUCAUUCAAAUCAGAUGCAAAGUCGGAAGCAGUUACUUUUCCAUAUUUCCAUGUUCCACAAACGCGGAGGACGAUGCAAAUGAGUCGGUUAUUUUUGCCCCGGACACCACCACCUCAGCCCCGUCUGUUUUAAAUGUUUCACUGUCUUUUAUUUUGUCACUGAAGGCACUUUUUUUUAAACCGUUUUAGAUUGAAUCGUUUUUGUUUAUACUCUGACGUAAAAUAUAACUUUUAUGUAUUUAAUUAAACUGUUUUAGGAAAAUUGUGAAUAAAUAAAUGCUGUUUUUGAAUGA